CCUGUUUCUUUCCUUUUUCCUCUUAUCCUCCUCAUUUCACUCUUUUUCUCUCUACUUUCUGUCAUUCUUUCCUCAUUCACAAACACCUGAAAACUACUAUUUCUUUUCUAUUUUAAUAAUCCAAAAAAAAAAAAACAGUUUUUUUGUUUCACAUGAUUUAUGUAUUGGGCCAUUUCAGAUUUUUCAACCGUUAUUUUUCAUUUGAUUAAAAUUGGAGGUUUGGUUUUGCCAGUUGAUUCCUCUUCUUCUAAGGUCAAUGUAGCUGGGUUUUUCUCCAAAAUUAGGGUUUUCGUUUCAAGUUUUUGGGAUUUUGAUAUCAAACUAUGUAGUUGAAGAAGCUGGAGCCUUUCUAAUAAUUAUAAUAAUAAAAUCCUCUUUUUACCUUUCCUGGGCUUAUAUUGAAAUCUCCAAUUUUUUUUCUUUGUUUCUUAGCUUUAUUCUUCCUAGGAUUUCCUUUCUUCUUCUUUUGGUCAAAGGCUUAUACUUUUUUUAUUUGAUGCUUUUAUCUGUGCUGAUUAUUGAAAAAACUUCAGAUUUGCUUUCUUUUCAUUAGCUGGUCUUAUGGGGGCUCGGAGUUUUAAAUUUGGUAAAUCCUUUGAGUUUUGAGGGCGUAUUGAAUUAGAGGGCAAUAAAUGCUGAAUUUGACACAAAUCCGAGUGAAAAUAGCUUAAACUAAGCUCUUUGGGAUAUUCGGUAUUAUCAUUGAAGACAGUAGUUUUUUUUUUUUUUUGCUUGAGAAUGGAUCAUGUGAUUGGUGGUAAGUUCAAGCUUGGAAGAAAGAUUGGCAGUGGUUCUUUUGGAGAACUCUAUUUUGGGGUAAAUGUGCAAACUGGAGAGGAAGUUGCUGUCAAACUGGAAUCUGUGAAGACAAAGCAUCCACAGCUUCAUUAUGAGUCAAAAUUGUAUAUGCUUCUUCAAGGAGGAAUGGGCAUUCCCCACCUCAAAUGGUUUGGAGUUGACGUGGAUUACAAUUUCAUGGUAAUUGACCUUCUUGGACCUAGUUUGGAAGAUAUGUUCAGCUACUGCAACAGGAAACUCUCAUUAAAAACAGUGUUGAUGCUUGCUGAUCAAAUGAUUAAUAGAGUAGAAUAUAUGCAUUCAAGAGGUUUUCUUCACCGUGAUAUAAAGCCUGACAACUUCUUGAUGGGCCUUGGACGAAAGGCAGAUAAGGUAUAUAUCAUUGAUUAUGGUCUUGCAAAGAAGUAUAGGGAUCUUCAGACUCAUAAGCACAUCCCAUACAGAGAAAACAAGAACCUCACAGGCACAGCUCGUUAUGCAAGUGUGAACACUCACCUUGGAGUUGAGCAAAGCCGAAGAGAUGAUUUAGAAUCACUUGGUUAUGUGCUUAUGUAUUUCCUCAGAGGAAGCCUUCCCUGGCAGGGGUUAAAAGCUGGCACAAAAAAGCAAAAGUAUGAUAAGAUUAGUGAAAAGAAGGUAUCAACUCCUAUAGAGGUGCUCUGUAAGUCCUUUCCAUCUGAGUUUGUAUCAUAUUUUCACUAUUGCCGAUCUUUGCGGUUUGAAGAUAAACCAGAUUAUUCAUAUUUGAAGAGGCUUUUCCGAGACUUGUUUAUAAGAGAAGGUUAUCAGUUUGACUAUGUCUUUAACUGGACUGUAUUGAAGUACCCACAGAUUAGUGGCAGCUCCAGAGGGCAGCAUUCCAGUGGAAGAGCAGGUUUAGCUGCAGGACGAGCCAUUGAAAGACCAGAAAAAAUCCCAGUGGGAAGAGACAUUGGGGAUAGAUUCUCUGGUGCAGCUGAAGCAUUUUCCAAAAGAAAUAUUUCAAGUAAUAGUCCUUGUCGUGAUCGCUCUAGACACAAGACUGCUGAGGACGUAACUUUCUCAAAGCAAGUGCACUUGGAUUUGGAUAAAGGAUGCAGUUCUUCUCGAUAUGGUAGCACUUCAAGAAGAGCUGUAGUAGCAAGCAGGCCUAGUUCAUCCGGUGAACCAAAUUACGUUCCACAAAACCGACUAGUAUCAAGUGGUGGUCGCACGUCUACCACUCAAAGAAUCCAACUUGCCUUUGAGGACAAAACAUCUAGUCGUGCCACUCCUCUCAGAGGAAGCCGUGAUGAUCAUCCUUUUCGAAGUUUUGAGUUCCUCUCUAUUAGAAAAUGAUGAGGUAAUAUAUCAAUUUUAGGCUGAUGUUUUUAAUAGCUUACAAUCUCACUGCAGCUUUAAUGCCACUACAGCACAAGUGACUUCCCUUUACCAUAUUGCGAAUCCAUUCUUUCCAAGUUUAUGGCCAUUGUAUCAUGUUGUAGACAUCAAGAAAAGGGAAUUCAUGUAUCGGAAUUUUUUGUUAUAUUAAUUUGAAAAUAAUGCAAAGACUCCUAAUACUAGACUGAAAGAGUCAUCUACUUUUCUUGUACCCAAUACUGGUGU
This is a messenger RNA of Durio zibethinus, 2382 nucleotides long. RefSeq lists its product as uncharacterized. Gene Ontology annotation, biological process: protein phosphorylation. The record is from RefSeq and is a predicted model, not a curated record. NCBI's taxonomy places the organism in Eukaryota, Viridiplantae, Streptophyta, Magnoliopsida, Malvales, Malvaceae. Gene Ontology annotation, molecular function: protein kinase activity; ATP binding.